Molecule: messenger RNA, 1074 nt
Organism: Exophiala spinifera
Lineage: Eukaryota; Fungi; Ascomycota; Eurotiomycetes; Chaetothyriales; Herpotrichiellaceae
Exons: 1
Coding region: 1-1074 (357 amino acids)
Biological process (GO): L-homoserine biosynthetic process; aspartate family amino acid biosynthetic process
Molecular function (GO): NADP binding; aspartate kinase activity; homoserine dehydrogenase activity
Source: RefSeq, a predicted model, not a curated record
AUGCCGAACCUCUACCUCGCUGUUAUUGGUGUCGGCGGCGUCGGCACCGCCUUUCUGUCUCAGCUAGCCAGCCUCUCACCAGCGCUUCGGCCUACCCUGGUCUUUGUCUCACGUUCUUCAAAGCAGCUCUACACCAAUGACUACAAGCCUGUUUCGCCCUCCAACCUACAAACCUCCUCUUCGAAGCUCUUAUCCCUUGCGGAGAUUACGACGUAUCUUGCUGCCGCCCCGGGAAAGAGCAUACUCGUUGACAACACGUCGAGCCAAGACGUUGCAGAGGCAUAUCCUGGUUUCCUGCGCAAGGGUAUCAGCGUGGUAACACCGAACAAGAAGGCAUUCAGUUCUGGCUUGAGCCUGUGGAAUGACAUUUUCGAUGCCGUCGACAAGAGUGAUGGAAACGCAAUGAUCUACCACGAAGGCUCCGUGGGUGCUGGAUUGCCCGUCAUUUCGACGCUGAAGGACCUUGUGGCGACUGGAGAUCAAGUUACGAAGAUCGAGGGUGUGUUCAGUGGGACUAUGAGUUUUCUCUUCAACAGCUUCGCACCGGUCGACGGCAGUGGAAAGGGUAAAUGGUCGGAGAUUGUGUCGCAGGCAAAGGACGCGGGAUACACUGAGCCCGACCCGCGUGAUGAUCUCAAUGGAAUGGAUGUGGCGAGAAAGCUUACGAUCCUGGCGAGAUUGGCGGGGUUGAAAGUGCAAGGACCGGAGGGCUUCCCCGUGCAAAGUCUCAUUCCCAAAGAGCUUGAGAGCGCGGGAAGCAGCGAAGAGUUCAUGCAGAGGCUGCCGGAGUUCGACGGCGAGAUGGAGGCCUAUAAAGACGACGCGGCGCGUGAGGGUAAGGUGGUCAGAUACGUGGGAAGUAUCGACGUCGCAAAGGAGGAAGUCAAGGUCGGCCUUCAGAUGGUAGAUCGGGGAACGCCGAUUGCGAGUCUGAAAGGCAGCGAUAAUCUGAUAUGCUUCUACACGAAGCGAUACCCGAGCCCGUUGGUGAUCCAGGGUGCCGGUGCAGGCGGCGAGGUCACUGCCAUGGGCGUCACGGGAGAUCUAAUCAAGGCCGUUGAGAGAUUGAGAUAG